AAUAUAUAUAACAAAACUCAUCUAGCUCUCACAUUGAUGUUUGAUAUUUUCAGGGUUACUGAGGUUACGGACAAUAACCUUGUGCAGCUGGAGACCUUGGAUGGAAAGCCAUUGAAGACCAGGACACCCUAUGCUUCAGUGAAGCCUGUGCAGAGAAGAUCCCAGGCUGCCUGGCCCACCAAGGAGACUGUGUCCAAUCUAUCUGAGACUGAGUCAGCAGAUUCAGAGUUGGAGGAGGACCCACUAGAGGACUUGGAUGUUGUCAUCACUAGUGUCCAGCCAGGCCGGGCUUAUCGAGCUUCACUGAGCAAAAGGGUGGAGGACUUCAGGGCCAUGCUCAGCAACCCAAGUACUUGGUUGGAUGACCAUGCUAUGGACCAUGCUCAGGCCCUGCUUAAGGCUAAGUACCCCAACGUCAACGGGCUCUACGCCACCACCUCCCUAGCCUUGCUGUCCACUUUGCCCGAGCCAGCACAAGGGUUUGUACAGAUUCUCAAUGUUACUGCAAAUCACUGGGUUACGGUAAGUGACAUUGGCUGCCAGGGAGGUUCAGUAAACAUUUUUGACUCCCUAGGACACACCAGGACAGAGGUCUUCAUUGAACAGGUCACAGGUCUGCUUGCUUUUCCAGGGAAGAGUGUCCGACUGCAGUGGCCUGACAUACAACAGCAGGCAGGUGGAUCAGAUUGUGGACUGUUUGCUAUUGCCAACAGUUUUGCUCUCUGCAGCGGUGAGGGUCCCACCACAGUCCAAUACCAUCAAGGACAAAUGCGCAGUCACCUCUUUUCCUGUUUUCAGGCUGGAGAAGUGCAACUCUUCCCUAGAGCCAUGAGGUCCCCCACUGCCGAGCCAUUCGCCAUUGAUGUGGAUGUGCACUGCCUCUGCAGACGGACCAUCGGGCAAGGAAAAGCACCUCUGGUCCCAUGUGAUAGGCCCUUUCACCAGUCCUGUCUUUCCCAUGUACAGAAUAUUUCUGAAUACAUUUGUCCAAAUUGUCAAAUCAUAUUCUAACUAUUCUGCUCAGUUUUUUUCCUUUGUAGGACUGGUAGGUUAGGUAUGCUGGAGAGUUAUUUGGUUCUUGUUAAUAUUCAGAUUUUCCUUAAUAGUUCUACUGUCAAUAUUGCUGUUCGUAUGUUAUGGAUAUUGUAUAUAUUUAAUGCAUCUUCUAAACAGUAUAAUAUAGCCUGAUAAAUGAUUAAUUUCUGGGAUCAAUAAUAUAUGUUCAACGCUUUUGCUAUUUUUGAUUGUACAGCACUUUGGUCAACCGUUGUUGUUUUUACAUGUGUUCUAUAAAUACAUUU
Gadus macrocephalus (Pacific cod) is the source of this 1301-nucleotide messenger RNA. RefSeq lists its product as uncharacterized. The coding region runs from base 37 to 1011 and encodes 324 amino acids. The transcript is spliced from 3 exons. NCBI's taxonomy places the organism in Eukaryota, Metazoa, Chordata, Actinopteri, Gadiformes, Gadidae. The record is from RefSeq and is a predicted model, not a curated record.